Messenger RNA from Papaver somniferum (opium poppy), 7541 nucleotides. RefSeq lists its product as uncharacterized. The record is from RefSeq and is a predicted model, not a curated record. The transcript is spliced from 8 exons. The coding region runs from base 1968 to 3509 and encodes 513 amino acids. NCBI's taxonomy places the organism in Eukaryota, Viridiplantae, Streptophyta, Magnoliopsida, Ranunculales, Papaveraceae.
UAGAACUAGGGUUUGCAGUGAAGACGAAAUGGCGAUUUUUACAGAUUUCAAGUGAUUUCGAUUGAUUUCGAGUGAUUUCCAUGUUUAAUCCUAAGGUUUCGUUAGAUCUACCACUGAAACCAGUUUGAUAAGAUUGAUAACUUUAAUUUUGUUUAUUGGAAGACAAAAAGGACCAAAUCGAAGACAAAAAGAACCAAAUGGAAGACAAAAUCAAGAGAUUAUCGAGACACAGUAAGAAAUGGUGGGUUCUGUAGGAGGAAUUUUUUUUUUCCCCACUAAAGAUGGAUAUCUGGCUGAUUCUCAAAGGGUAAGAAAGAUACUCGUUUGAAUAAGAAGAGAGUUGAUUGUGUGUUGGAGGAAGAGCUUGAUUGGUUAUCUCAGCUAAAUAAGUUUAAUGAGACAGGCAGAGUUAUUGAAUUGGAUGAUGAAGUAGCAGAUACUGCAGUUAAUGAAGGUAGUAUGAUUCAGUUGCAGGUGCUAGUACAGGGUUUAGAGAUGAUGAAGUAGCAGAGACAACAAUUAAUGAAGGUAGUAAAGGUGUUAACUCAGUUGCAGGUGUUGGUACAGGGGUUAGGAAAGUUGUUAGGAAGAAGGUUGCUAGUAAAAGUGGUAAAGGUGUUAGUAAAGGUUCAGUACAUGGUGAUGUAAAUGCUGCUGAAGUACAUGAAGCUGUAAAUGUUGGUUCAGUUAAUGAAGAUGUAAAUGCACAAGUGACAGGGUUAGUAGAUGAUGUAAAUGCAGUAGAAGGUGGUCACUCAGGUGGAGCCUUCACAACCUCAAGAUUCAGUGGUACCACCAGCUAGACCAAGACCAAACAUUAAUAGUUGUGAUCCUGAAGAAGGCUACCAUUCUGACUUUGAUGAGGAACCUGAAGAGGAGGCAUUCCCAGAUGAGGAGGAAUUUGAAGAUGAUCUUGCAACUCAGAUCAUAAAUGUUUUAAGGUCAACUGCAGAGUACAAGGCAUAUGGUAAGAAAAGUGGAAGAGUUUAUGAGGAAGAAGAGAUAAAUAAGUGGAAUACUGAUACCACUAUACUGGAUGAGUGUUGGGUAGGACAGGAAUGGGCCACUUAUCAGCACUGUAAGGACUAUAUCAAAGAUCAACAAAUCUUCCAAAACUUUGAUAUAAAGCAACUGAAAAACACUCGUGUCAAACAGUCAUAUGAAUGUGUGCACAAGAAAUCCCAAGGCCGUAAGCGGAAGAUAUAUUGUUCAGCAUAUGACAAGACUUCUUUUAAGUGUAAAAGUGGUUGUUUUGAGCACACCUGUUCCACUACCCAUGGGAUAAUAAAUCCCAUUGCAAAAGAAAGAUGCGCAUUUAGAAUGAUGUUGGAGAAGUUUAAAGAUCACCCAAACUUCAAACCUAAAGACUGCCAGUCAGAAAUCAAGUUGGCACAUGGAGUGCAGAUCUCAUACAUGACUGCAUGGCAUGCUAGGUAUCUCUGUAUAGAGAGGGUGUUAGGUAAUUUUGAAGAGAGUUACAGUUUUCUCCCUGAGUUCUACAAACAACUUCUGAAGAAAAAUCCUGGUAGUGUUGCUGCUUGUAAAUGGGAUGCAGAUGGCAAGUUUUUGAAUUUUUGUAUCGCUUACAAAUGUAGCAUAGAUGGAUUUAUAAAUGGAGGUAGACCUUUGUUAGGGUUAGAUGGUGCUCAUCUGAAUGGAAAGUAUGGUGGUUUUGUAUUAGCUAUCAUAGCUUUUUUAUGGACACAAUGGGUUAUUUCCAAUUGCUAUCUUUUUGUGUAGAUCUGAGACCAAGGAAAAUUGGAUAGAACUUCCUAGAAUCAUGGCACCAUAUCUGAAACAGCACAAAAGGGCUUUGACCUUUAUUUCUGAUAGGCAGAAGGGACUUAAAGCUGGUGUUGAUGUAAAUUUUAGUGAUGUCAACCACUACCACAGGUAUUUCAUGAGGCAUAUAUGGAAGAACAUGAAGAAGUACCAUCCUGGACAACACAUGGAGAGUUUGUCUUAGAAUGCAGCUAAGGCAUAUACCACACCUGAAUUUGAAGGGUAUAUGGAAAGGAUUGGUGAGGCAAAGGAGGCUGCAAAGAUGUAUUUGGAGAAGGAAGAGGUGGAGCAUUGGGCUAGAAGAUACUUUGAUUUUUCAUGCAAGUGUGAGCACUUCACUAGCAACUUUAGUGAAGCUUUCAACUCUUGGAUUUUGGAUAUCAGGGGUCUUCCAGUAUGCAAGUUAUUGCAAGUUUCACCUCAUGAUGAUGAAGUUAAUGUUUGAUAGAAAGGAGCAAGGUGAAGGGUAUGUUGAUGGAGGUGUUGUACCAAGAGCAGAGAAGAUAUACAAGGAAAACAGAGACAAGGCUUGUUUUUUUAACAGAGUUCCCUCCACUCAACAUGAAUGGUCUGUUGUAGAUGCACAUGGUAACAGCUGGAGUGUACACUUGUUACAGCAUACAUGUGAUUGCCACUAUUGGAAAAUGACAGGAAUUCCUCGUCCACAUGUUAUACAAGCAUCUUUCUACAACAAAAAUGCUGACUGGAAAAUGUUGCUUGAUCCUUAUCACAGUGUGGCCAACUAUAGACAACAAUAUGCUGGAUAUGUUGGAACAAUGCCGGAUCAGAGAAGAUGGCCUAAGCCUCAGCCUGAUGCUGAAGGAAAGGUGUUCAAGGUUCUUGCACCACCAUUUGCAAGACCUCUUGGAAGGCCCAGAUCACAAAGAAGAAAGGAUGCUGAUGAGGGUGGCAGUAACAAAAACACCAAACAAUGUGGGAAAUGUGGUGUAAUUGGUCACUACAGAUCAACUUGUACAGGGUUAACAGCUGAGCAAAUUGCAGAGAGGGGAGGAGUUUCUACUGAUUUGACAGGUCCACAUAAGAGGAGAACAGCUGCUAGGGACUUUGAAAAUUCCAGGCCUUCACCUCCUAGUGAACCAAGAACCAUUUCUCCUGAAGACUUUUUAGUGACUGACCCUUCAACAAUUGAUACAAGUACUGCUGGUAGAAGGGGAAGAAAGAAAAGCACCAACAGAGGUGCCUGGUCAGCUGCUAACUAUGGUGCCAGCUCAGCUUCCACAUCAGCACCAAUGCAAGCAACAUCAGCUCAAAUUCCAACUUCAAUGCCAGCUAACACACCAGCUGAACACAAUUAUGUUGGUAUGCCAAGAGGUGGCAGUAUAGGAGGUAGAAGAGGUGGAAAUGCAGGUGGGAGAGUGGCCAGGGGUGCUGAGUAUUUGUUAUUUGGUGAAGGAGGUGUUGAUGGUGUGGAACCAACCUCUGUUCAACCAGUUUGGAUGCCACCAGGUACAUCCACAACCACCACUACAAGAGGAAGGAAUAGGGGAAGACCAACAAAUGCUGAGAAAAGAAAUAUGGUGCACAGGAGACAUGGGACAGUUUUUGGUGUUGGAAUUUUGAAUCCUAACGAUACUCUGAACCCACCAAGAGGAACUACACCUGUUUUUAGAGCACCGAGAGUUCAGGUGGAACCACAGGCAGCAAUACCACAAGUUACGGAACCAGAUCACCAACCCACUUCUCUGCAGAACACGUGUAAUCAAUAGAGCUGAAGGUGUUGAAAGAGUAAUAAUGAGAACUGGUGGAUGCAGGACAAGAGGUGGAGUUUUUUCUAACAUACCAAGGGGUGGACCAUCAUCAACACAACCACACAAGAGAAAGGAACCUGUUGACAGUCACUCUUCACCAGUUAGAAAGAGCAACAGAAUUUGUGGUGGGCAAGGUAAGAAAUUGAAUGGUCUUAGCAUUGACCUCACUGAGGAUGAUUGAAUCUCAUUAGCACUGAUCACAGAAUUUCAGUCACACUAAACAUAGUAUCCCUAUAUAUUACCAACACUAGUUUUAUUUAAAUGCUUUUGGACAUGUUUAAAUCAUGUUGUAUGAAUGCAGACAACUACUUUCAACUGUUUAACUAUUAAUGCAGUAUUAUGUUCUCUAUGAUCUUGUAUUACAUUCAUGGUUGUCUUUAUAGAUUAAGAACAUAACUUUCAUUCAUGGAUUAAAGUACAACUACAGGACACUAUAGAUAACAGUACAACACACUUGAAAACAAUAGGAAAACAUUACUAGAUAAACUUUACUAGAUAAAAGUUGUUGUAAAUAGUAAAGGCAUGAUCAUUAGGAUGCUUUCAUUCUAUUUCUGUAGUUUUUGCAACAUUGCAAAUGCUCCACACAGCUCACAGUGCAGGUAUGCCUCAUUCAUUGUAUCAGGUUGACAACUUUUACCUAAUUUCAUUAUGUUGUUGCAACCUGCAAUGCAGUCAAUGCCUUUCCAAGGGCAUGGAUUAGCAAAGUGAUCAUUAGCAUUGCAGCUGUAACAAGUAUUUUUCACCUUUACCUUAACCUUUGUUGUAAAUGCACUGCAUAUAUUAUUCAUAUCAUCAGAUUUCUUCUUCUUACUGGUAGGCGAUGAUUUCAUUAUUUGGUCACUGACCAUAGCAGCCUCAUGUGAUGCCAUAUAAUCCACAAGACUUAUGGCAUAUAUUGCACUUCAGAAAUCUGUUUUCUGGAUGCUCUCGUCUUGGAUACUCUGAUAGGCCUGGUUCCAUGACAUUCUUCAGUGGGGCAAGGUACUUUUGAGUCAUUUGGAGCAAAAGAAGGGGAAAUCAUCCAUUUGGAGCAUAAAACGCAAAAAGGUCAAUUCAUAGGCGAAUGAUCCAUGGAGCCGGUUUAGGUCGCAAGGAGUGAAGAAUGAACUGUCAGUUUUCUGAGACUGACAGGCCAAAUAGUAAUUGGAUAGCCUUUAUCCGAGUUCUGGGUGCCUAGAGUAAUCUGAAUACCCCUUAUCUGCUUCUCCCGAGUGGCUGUAUCAUUCCAGUUCUCUUACCCUAAAAUUCAGAGAAGAGUUUCUCUUCUCAGUAUUUUCUUUGCCUGAAAUUUAGUGUGAAAAAUAGGUGCAGCUACAGAGAAAUCGAUGAAGAGAUGUCGAGAAGAAAAAGUAAGAAGUGGAGCUGUUAACAGUAGAUUGAUUGUCUGCUGAUGAAUGAGAUGCCGUGAAUUACUGGAAGUUUUGAAAGAGAUCUGAAAAUUGGGAGAUUGAGGAAGUAACUGAAGUUGCUAAUGUUGAUGUGAACCAGAAAGAAAGGGGAUUUCGUGUGUUGAAUCUGGGAAUGGUUUUGAUUCUAAGAAGAAACAAAUGGGGUUCUGGUGAUGAAAUUGAUAUGGGAUUGAAUUGAGUUACAACCAUGGAUGGAUUAGAAUUGAUUUGAGAUAUUGCUGCCGUCGAUUGAAAGAAGAUGGUGGUUGUAAUGGGUUUGUGGUAGUGGAUCGAAAGAGUUGCUGUUGUAACUGAAAUAGAAGAAUGGGUAUUGUUGUUGGUGAUAAUCAAGGGUAAUUGAUGAAUUCAGAAAGGAAAUUGAGGCUCUGAAAUGGUUGAAUGAAUGGGUGAUUGGAAGGAAGAUAGAGAUUACAGGGUCAUGGUGGGUUUGAUGUGAAGAUGGGUUCGAAUUGAGUUUGAACCAGAAAUUGAAGAACGAUUGCUGCUGUAGCCAAUUUGUGAUUGAUUUAAGGAAACAAGAUCCUAAUAGUUUUCUGUAGAAGAAUAAGAACAUUUAGGGUUUGUGGUUGAAUUGAGAUUGGGGUUUAAUGAACUCCAAGGCAGAGAAGACCAAGGAUCUGUUGCUGUUCAGAUGGGGUUUGCAGUGAUGAAUUAGCAGAUGGGUUUCAGUGGAUUCAUGAAGCUGAAAAGGAUAAUGGAAUGAGUACUGGUGGUGUUGGUGGAACUCGAUUUCUGGUGAUUGAUGCUUAUGAAAUGGAAUCUGGUAGUGGGUUCUGAUGAAAUGGUGGAUUUGAGAAGUUAGAGCUGCAAUUCAGGCUGGUGAUGGCAAGAAUAUAAGAACAAGAAGAGUGAAUUGCAGCUGAAAUGGAAUUGUUGUGCAGCUGGGACUUGAGCUCUGGAGGUGGUGUAGCUGAACUGAAGUGAUAUGACUGAGAGUUGCAGCUGCAGUUGCAAGCAAAGGCAAAGCUGAAUGGGUAAAACUGAAGGCAGGCAGCUAAGCAGUAUUGCAGGUCAUGACUGAUUCAACUGGUGGUGCUGUCUUGAAGUUGCAAGUAGUUGUUCAAUGAGAAGUAGUAUUACGGGGUCGGAGUUUGAAAGACAUCUGAUGUUGAUGUUGAGAGCUUGGAGUUGAUGCUGUGCACUGUUGUUUUGAGAUUGACCUGAUAUAUUGCAGGUGAUCUUGGUGUUGGAUGAUGGUGACAGGUUCUGGUAGGAUCAUGAAUUUGGGUUGCAGUUGAAGGUUGAAUUAGAGAUGCAGCUGGUUAUAAAUCUUGUUGUGAUAUGUGUUGCCGCAACUAUGUAUUGUUGCAGUCGAGUUGAAGCGAAGAAUGUAUGAGGUUGUAGCUGAAAUUAUGGGGAAUUGCAGGUCUGGAUUGCAAUACAGAGUUGAUUUGAUGGCAUAAGGGUGGAGGCAUUGCAGUUAAAGAGGUGCAGGUAACUGGUGGUGAUGCUGUGUUGCAGGCAAGACUGAACUGCAGAAUGGUUUGUUGAGCAUGAAUUAAGCCAAGAAACAAGUGAACUGCAGUGGAGAUUAUGUGUGCAGCUGCAGAAUGGUGUUGGCACUGAUGGCCUUGUUGCAGCCUCUGUGUUGUCUGCAGGAUUGGGAAGUAUGUGUAUGUUAUUGAUGGGAACAGGUGGUAGUAGUGCUGUUGUAAUUGGUUUACAAGCUUGGGCUCAAGGGAAUGAUGCUGGAAUUGAAAGCACUGGUGGACUUAAGCGGAACUGGGAUUACAAAUGGAGUUAAAGCUACAGAUGCUUGUGCUAAUCUGAGGUUGCAGUUGCAGCUGUUGUAGCUGUGAGAGUUAGUGGAGUUAUGGAAUGAAUGUGUUGCAGGUGUUGGGAUUGGAAGAUCUGGGUUGCAGUUGUUGUUGCAAUCAAGAGGAGCUGAAAUGAUGCUGGUGGUAGUGUAGUAUGCAGUGACUAGUACUUGGUAUGAGGCAGUGAAGUUGGCAGUGUAGUGGACUGAGCUACUGAGAAGAUAUGCAGAUGAUGGAGGUGAUGUAGCGUCAUCUUGGCUGCGGUGAAGCUGUGAUGUGCAGUGAUUAUGCAAUGCACAGCUCUGGCCUGUGCAAGACUGCAUAGCUCAGGCCUAAGCUAUUCAGCCCAUUCAGCCUAAAGAUCUCAGCUGGCUCAUGGUCCGACUCUCUGGCUCACGUAACCCGGUUGACUCGGUGUGACUCACUGAGCUUGACCGUGCUGUCUCGGUUGACCGGUUACCGUAUGGACUUUGCCGGUCACCUGAGAUACUUAAUCCGGCCAAAUUCCGGCGUCGACACCAGUUUUCCGGAGACAUAUUUUUGGCAGAAUUUUUACGUGGGUGUUUCUAUGGGCUUGUUGGACCACUUGGACUUUGGGCUUUGAAGACCUAGUUUUGGAAACAAGGAGAGCUACAAAAAGGGAAGUUUUCUACUUCCUUUGGAUGACGUAUUUUUUUACUUGGAGUUUUGGAGGAGAGCGGUGAUUCUACUAGGGUUUGUUUUCGUAUAUUUUUCAUUUCUUUAUUUUAUGAAAAUGAUUAUGAUGAACUCCAUUACUAUGAGUAACACAAUUAUUAGUUAUGGGAUAAAAGUUGAUUUCUCAA